This is a messenger RNA of Boleophthalmus pectinirostris (great blue-spotted mudskipper), 2047 nucleotides long. It is a transcript of the gene bin1b, whose product is annotated as bridging integrator 1b. Gene Ontology annotation, molecular function: phospholipid binding; tau protein binding. The transcript is spliced from 15 exons. Gene Ontology annotation, cellular component: plasma membrane; cytoplasm; synaptic vesicle. Lineage: Eukaryota; Metazoa; Chordata; Actinopteri; Gobiiformes; Gobiidae. The record is from RefSeq and is a predicted model, not a curated record. Bases 120 to 1280 code for a protein of 386 amino acids.
CCGGGAAUAAAGCGGAUUAUCCCCCGCGCGCGGCUCCUCCAGGACUUCGGGAUUAGCGCGUUUCUGUGUCUGUCGAGCCCAAGUUUGCGUCCGUCCGAAAGGGGGUCCGAGCACGCGCCAUGGCCGAGAUUGGCAAAGGGGUGACCGCGGGGAAACUGGCCAGCAACGUCCAGAAGAGGCUGACCCGCGCGCAGGAGAAGGUCUUACAGAAGCUGGGCAAAGCCGAUGAAACUCGAGACGUGGUCUUCGAGGAAAUGGUGGCCAACUUCAACAAACAGAUGAAUGAAGGCACGAAGCUGCAGAAGGAUCUGAAAUCUUACCUGGCCGCGGUUAAAGCGAUGCACGAUGCGUCGCGGCGGCUACAGGACUGUCUCGCCGACAUGUACGAGCCCGAGUGGUUUGGGAAAGAGGAGAUGGACGCUCUCGCAGAGGACACAGACACACUUUGGUUGGAUUUCCACCAAAGCCUCACAGACAAAUCCGUCGUUACCGUGGAUACGUACCUGGGACAGUUUCCCGACAUCAAGGCUCGUAUAGCGAAGCGCGACCGUAAGAUGGUGGACUUCGACAGCGCCCGACACCACUUCGCCAACUUACAGAAGGGCAAGAAGAAGGACGAGGCCAAGAUCGCCAAGCCCACGGCCCUCCUGGAAAUGGCCGCCCCCAGCUGGGCUCAGGGUUUGAUUUCUGCUCAUCAGGUGGCUCAGACUAACCUCUCCUACAACCAGGCGGAGGAGGAGUUGGGCAGAGCUCAGAAGAUCUUUGAGGAGCUGAAUGUGGAGCUUCAGGACGAGCUCCCGGUGCUGUGGGACAGCCGUGUUGGCGUGUACGUGAACACAUUCCAGACCAUGGCCAAAAACCAGGAGAAGUUCCACCGAGAGAUGGGCAAGUUGAGUGAAAACCUGAACGACAUCAUGACCAAACUGGAGGAGCAGCGAGAGCUCAAAAAGGGAGAGAAGAAACACGAGGCUGUGAAGAGUGAGGAGGCAAACCACAGCGAAUCAGCCGCCUCAGCACCCAAGGGCGCGGUCACAAACGGCUCAGACGGUGAAAUGCCCCCAGGAUUUCUCUACAAGGUGAAGGCGGUUCACGAUUACGCUGCGACUGACGGAGACGAGUUGGAGCUCAAAGUUGGAGACAUGGUUUUGGUCUUGGCCUUUGACAACCCCGACGAACAGGACGACGGUUGGCUCUUGGGUCUGAAGGAGUCUCACUGGGUCCAGAAAAAGGACUUGAAAGGAAAAGGCGUCUUCCCCGAGAACUUCACCACCAAAGUGUGAGCCCGGGUCGAAGUCCUGGUCCAGUCCUGGUCCAGACCCGGACUGUCUCUGCUGUAAAACUCCAGAUUAACUGAACAAGAACUGUUACUUUUAUUUCAGUAGUAAAAUAGUUCUAGAUCAAAUCCUUAUAUAUUUUAUCUUGUUGUAGAUCUGGGUUAGUUUAGUCCUGGUUUAGACCUGGUUAAACCUUGGGCAGACCUGGUUUAGGCUCGGGUAGGACCGGUUCCUCUCGUCAGGCUCUCGUCCUGAUUGAGUCCUGGUUUAGUCCUCGGUCUUGGUUUAGAUCCGGUGUAGUACCACGUCCCGGUUUAGUCGUUCUGAUGAAAUAACUUUUUAAAAAUCUUGGUUUAGUCCUGGUUUAGUCCUAGUUUAGACCGGGUUUAGUCCAUUCGAGGAAAUUUUGGGGUUGAAUUUUUAUGAUUUAUUGUCAUCGAAAUGUAAAAGCUAAAAAAUAAUCCCGCGGAAAUGUUCUUUUUGUAUUUGUUUUGUCCGGCUCCAACGCUCCCAGCUACAAACCCACACAUAGAAAUGAAAUGUUGUCUUUUAUUAUAAUUCUUUGUACGUGAAAGUCCUCGUGGUGGGAGGAGUUCUUCUCAUGGCCUUCCUCAAGCAGCAAAGCCAAAGCUGCCGUUGAAUCGUGACUCGGAUUGACUUGUUUUUAAAUGAAAGAAUCGUCCAAAAGUUGUUUUGAAGAGAGAUUUUUACACUGUGUCUGUGACGAUCAAGACAAUGUUGGUUUCAGUCAAAGUUAAUAAAAAAUGCUGAUA